Limanda limanda (common dab) is the source of this 3619-nucleotide messenger RNA. It is a transcript of the gene polk, whose product is annotated as polymerase (DNA directed) kappa. Bases 236 to 2887 code for a protein of 883 amino acids. Gene Ontology annotation, molecular function: DNA-directed DNA polymerase activity; damaged DNA binding. The transcript is spliced from 14 exons. Gene Ontology annotation, biological process: error-prone translesion synthesis. The record is from RefSeq and is a predicted model, not a curated record. Gene Ontology annotation, cellular component: nucleus. NCBI's taxonomy places the organism in Eukaryota, Metazoa, Chordata, Actinopteri, Pleuronectiformes, Pleuronectidae.
CAGACUCAGGAGAUCCACUGUUAGACAGCUGAUAGAUAUAUAUAUAUACAAAUUGUUGAUUUUAUAUACUGAUGGUUAUUGGAUCGAGCUGGAGAAGGCGCUCAUAUGAUGGGAAACAGUGCUACGUUGUCUUACAGCUUUAUCUGCUAACUUUAGAAGAGAGUUAAGAUCGAUGUUCAUUGGACCAUACCGGCCAAAAAACGACUGUUUUUACAUUUAAAGACAUUUCUUCAGGAUGGAGAAUGGGGUCGAGUUCUCCAAAGGAGAGGGCUUCCUCUCCAGAAUGGCUCUCAACGACAACAAGGCUGGUAUGGAGGGUCUGGACCGGGACAAGAUCAACAAGAUCAUCAUGGAGUCGUCCAAGGGAUCGAGGUUUUAUGAGAAUGAGCGGAAGAGAGAGCAGCAGGUGAACCAGCGCAUUGAGAAAAUGAUGCUUCAAAAGGCACAGAUCACAGAUCAGCAGCUAAAGACGGCUCAAGCUCAAGUGGACAGGAUGGCCUCAGCGCUGGAGACGGGUCGUGAUCUAGGCCGUGCGAUUGUGCAUGUGGACAUGGACGCUUUCUAUGCUGCUGUGGAGAUGAGAGACUGUCCUGAGCUGAAGGAGAAACCCAUGGGUGUAGGAUCCAUGAACAUGUUGUCAACAUCUAACUACCAUGCCAGGAAGUACGGGGUCCGAGCUGCUAUGCCCGGCUUCAUUGCAAAAAAACUCUGCCCUAACUUAGUCAUUGUUCCAACCAACUUUGAAAAAUACAGAGCUGUGAGUGAGGAGAUCCGGCAGAUUUUUGCCGACUAUGACCCUCACUUCCAGCCAAUGAGCCUGGAUGAAGCCUAUCUGGAUUUUACAGACCAUCUGGACCAGAGGCAGAGCUGGCCGGACUCCUCUCGUACACAUCGCUUCCGCGACACCAGCACUACCACAGGUGAAGAUCAGAUUGAGUUUCACCGAGAGGCAACUCCAGAGGUGAUCGACCUGUCUCCAGUGCUGUUUGAGGACAGCCCUAGCUCCUCUCCCUGCUUGCUGGGCUCUGACGCUGCUGCUGCUGCUGGUGGUGGUGGUGGUGCUGCUGCUGCUGGUGGUGGUGGUGGUGCUUUCGAGGUGUUUGGGACGUCUGUCGAGGAAGCUGUGAGAGAGAUGCGCUUCCGCAUUGAGCAGAAGACGAUGCUGACUGCCAGUGCAGGCAUCGCUCCAAACAUGAUGCUUGCCAAGGUGUGCAGUGACAUGAACAAGCCCAACGGCCAGUACAGACUCCCGUCCACCAGAGCGGCGGUCAUGGACUUCAUCCAGAAUCUUCCGAUUCGCAAAGUGUCUGGGGUCGGGAAGGUGAGUGAGAAGAUGCUGAAUGCUCUCUGCGUCAGUAGCUGUUCUCACCUUAGACAGCAGAUGGUGCUGCUGUCAUUGUUGUUCUCUGAGACGGCCUGGCACCAUCUCCUGCAGGUUUCCAUGGGUCUAGGCUCCACAUAUAUACAAAGGCACGAAGAAAGAAAAAGCAUGAGCACAGAGAGGACAUUCAGAGAGCUCAAUACAGCUGAGGAGCAGUUUUCUUUGUGCAGGGAGCUUUGUGAAGAUUUAGCACAAGACAUGAAGAAAGAGGACCUGAAGGGUAAAACGGUGACGCUGAAGCUGAAGAACGUUAACUUUGAGGUGAAGAGCAGGGCGCUGACGCUGUCGUACGCUGUCGCCACAGCAGAUGACAUCUUUGCCGUCGCUAAGGACCUACUGAAAACCGAAAUAGAAAAUGAAAUCCCCCAGCCACUCAGACUGAGGCUCAUGGGUGUUCGAAUUUCUGCUUUUGUCACCUCUGAUGACAAAAAGCCGCGGCAGAGGAGCAUCAUUAGCUUUCUUCAACCAGGCAAGACAGACUCCGAUGGCUGCGUCAAAGUAAAGCAGCAAAAACCAGAGAGGGAGGAUCUCUCCAGUGGCUCCGUCCAAACCUGCACCGUCGACUGCUGUCCCCCCACGCAGAAACAGGAGGAAGUUCCCUGGCAGAGCAAGAAAAGGGGGUUAGAAGGAGGCCAGACUGGUGAAAAACCCCAACUGUCUUUCUUUCAAAGGGCCCAUGCGAAAAGAUUACAACUGCAGGUGGCAAGUUCAAGCACACAGGUGGAAGGACACAGGGAGAGUCCACCUGUAAUUACCUCCUUAGAGUCUGAUGGUGAAGAUAUUCUAGAGCCUUCAACGAAUGCCUGCACGAAUAGCGACUCUGAUCUUGUAGAAAAAGACUUGGAGGCCAAAGCAUCCACAUCAGACUGCGGCGCCUCAGUGUCAAAGAGCUUCACUUGUCCAGUGUGUUUCAGGCAGGUGGAGACGACAGAUUUAAAUGCCUUCAACAGACACAUAGACCAGUGUCUGAGUGGAUCCUCCAGAAAGCCCAACCAAAGCACAGAUCCGGACUCAGAGUCGGAUUCGGACUUGGAGAGUAACCAAAAAGAACGUGAGGUGAAGGAAAAAUGGAGGGAGGAGCGUGAGGUCAGAGAGCUGGAGGCGAACACAGUCGAUCUUCAACACCAACACAGCUUGAAAACAGACAAUUCUAUUCAAACUGUCUUGUCGAACAUUGAGAAUAAAACUGCGCCCUCGCAACAGCUGUGCAGUGUCCUCAUGUGCCCGGUGUGUCAGCUGACCCAGGACACAGACGACCUCACCGUCUUCAACCGCCACGUCGACCUCUGUCUCAACCAGGAGGUCCUGAAUGAGCUGGGGGGACGCACGUCAUGGCCCAUAAAUCCUCCUUCAGUAACAAAUGGCAAGGCCACAGAGAGAGGCUCACUCCUGCCAAGGCAAGCAAGUAAAGGAAAAAGCAAAAGACAGGACUGUCCUUCCUCUCCUCCAUCGAAGAAAGCUAAAGUCUCUGGUCCUGUAAACACCAUCGACAGGUUCUUCAGGUGACAACAUGCGCACAUCCUUAUCUGGAGAACCAGGGGAAGUUUUCUUCACGUUCCCUUGGUGUCACUGCAAAGGUUUCAGUGGAUGUCCCACAUCCAUCCCUCCAUCAUCUGUUCCACUUCUCCUUUGAGGGUCAAGGGGGAGGAGUUGGAGCCAAUCCCAGCAGACAGUGGACAAGAGGUGGGGUACGCCCUUGACAGGUCAGCAGCGUAUCCCAGGGGCCAACAUACAGAGACAAAUUAUUUAUUCAAGAGUUUAUUGUCAUGUGCACAACAAUUACAUUCACACCUAGGGUAAGUUUAAAGUCUCCAAUUAACUUAUCCCACUCUGCAAGUCUUUGGACUGUGGGAGGAGGCCGGGGGAGAAAACCCACACAGACACGGGGAGAACAUGCAAACUCUUCACAGAAAGACCACGGCCGAAUCAGGAUUCAAACCUCGGAUCAUCCUGCUGUGACACAACAGUGCUAACCACCAUUGAUCAAAAACAUAGGGUCUUAAAAAAAACUGCUUUUGUAUAUAAAAUCUCUGAAAUAAGAAAAUAGGCAUUUGCACUAAUAAGCCUUAUUUUUUCCUAUACACAAGAUAAAAUAUGACAAACGCAAUCUUUUGUUUUAAGAGAUUUUUAAUGACCUUGUUGUCUUUCGAUGCCAGUUUCAUGUCAAUUGCAUAUUUUAUGUUCCUGAAAAUGAGCCUCGUGUUUUUAUUUGACUGUACGCUUGAAAAUUAGGAUAUU